Messenger RNA from Budorcas taxicolor (takin), 1257 nucleotides. Its product is annotated as acyl-coenzyme A thioesterase 1-like. The record is from RefSeq and is a predicted model, not a curated record. Lineage: Eukaryota; Metazoa; Chordata; Mammalia; Artiodactyla; Bovidae. Gene Ontology annotation, molecular function: fatty acyl-CoA hydrolase activity. Gene Ontology annotation, biological process: fatty acid metabolic process; acyl-CoA metabolic process.
AUGACAGUGACCGUGACGCUGGAGCCGGCCGGCCGCUGCCGCUGGGACAAGCCUGCGCGCAUCGCCGUGCGCGGCCCGGCGCCGAGGCAGCUGCGCGCGUCCCUGCGCGACGAGAAGGGCGCGCUCUUCAGGGCCCACGCGCGCUACUGCGCCGACGCCGCCGGCCUGCUGGCCCUGGAGCGCGCGCCCGCGCUGGGCGGCAGCUUCGCGGGGCUCGAGCCCAUGGGGCUCUUCUGGGCUCUGGAGCCCGAGAAGGCCUUGCUGCGCCUGGUGAAGCGGGACGUGCAGACACCCUUCGCCGUGGAGCUGGAGGUGCUCGACGGUCACGAGCCCGAGGCUCAGCGACUCCUGGGCCGGGCGGUGCACGAGCGCGACUUCCUGGCGCCCGGGGUGCGGCGCGAGCCGGUGCGCGCGGGCCGGGUGCGCGGCACGCUCUUCCUGCCGCCAGAACCCGGGCCCUUUCCUGGGACUGUGGACAUUUCUCCAGCUGGAGGUGGCCUUCUGGAAUAUUGAGCUAGUCUGCUGGCUGGGAAGGAUUUUGCUGUGAUGGCACUGGCUUAUUGUAACUAUGAAGACCUCCCCAAGGGCCUGGAGAACCUCCACCUGGAGUACUUUGAAGAAGCUGUGAACUACCUGCUUAAUCACCCUCAGGUGAAGGGUCCAGGAGUUGGGCUGCUUGGGAUUUCGAAAGGAGGCGAGCUCUGCCUCUCCAUGGCUUCCUUCCUGAAGGGCAUCUCUGCGGCCGUCAUAAUCAAUGGCUCUGUGGCCCGUGUCGGUGGAAACUUACACUACAAAGGUGAGAUUCUGCCGCCUGUGGGUUUCAACCAAAAUCGAAUCAAGAUGACCAAAGAUGGCUUUGUAGACAUUGUGGAAGUCCUGAACAGCCCUUUGGAAGGACCUGACCGGAAGAGCUUCAUUCCUGUGGAAAGGGCUGAGUGCCCCUUCCUGUUUCUUGUGGGUCAGGAUGACCACAACUGGAAGAGUGAAUUCUAUGCUAACGAGGCCUCUAAGCGCUUGCAGGCCCAUGGGAAGGCAAAACCCCAGGUCAUCUGUUACCCAGGGACGGGGCACUACAUUGAGCCUCCUUACUUCCCCCUGUGCCCGGCUUCCCUGCACACCUUGGUGGGCACUCCUGUCAUCUGGGGAGGGGAGCCCAGGGCUCAUGCCAGGGCCCAGGUAGAUGCUUGGCAGCAGCUCCAGACUUUCUUCCAUAAACACCUGGGUGGGGAAAAGGGGACAAUUCCAGCCAAGCUGUGA